AAAAUGAACACAGCAGCUACGAUGUCACGCUCACGGCGGCGAAACAACGAAGCUGACGAGAACUGUUGUUUGGGACGGGGUGUGUAGUUCGCUGGUUACGCAUGAUACGAUGACUACAGCGACGCUUGCUUCUAUAGAUUCGUGAAAUCUGUCGCGUCGAGGUGUCGAAGAUAGUUUUCAGGCGUCUCAGAAACGUCCCGGGAGAAUGCUAUCGUGUCCAGUUCCUGUGUAGCGACCGUGUCGACUCGGCAAAGAAGGCAAGAUGUCUCUGGUAGCCUACGGUGACAGUGACCAGUCUGACGACGACAGCAGUGAUAGUGACCAGCCGCUCGACGCGACGACUAAAGCGACAACUGAAGCGAUUUCUGGAGCCGACGAACCCGAUUCGACAACCGCGGAUCCGUCGCGUCUGUUCGCCAGGCUUCCACCGCCCAAGCAGAGCACCUCAACCACUUCGACUCCGCUUGAUCUCUCGCUGCAAGAUAUUGUAAAGCAGCCCGCCAAUCCUACUAAGUCGAAGCGAGCGCAGAUCCUGAUUCCGUCGCUUAACGGUUUUGAUGACGAGGAAGAUGAAGACCACGAAAAAAAGAAAUUCAAGCCAGCACAGAGUGGAUCUGGCCUGAUGGGGCUGCUUCCGGCUCCGCGGCAUGGCUCAGCAACCUCCAAACAGCUGAUGCCACAAGUCCUGAAGAGGCCCAGUGUUCCGCGGGACAAGGGCCCUCCAAAACCACGGCCUCCCGGAACAUUGGUCCAGAAUGAUCCGUGGACCGACGGGGAUAAUGACGGUCCCGAUGAUUCCGCUCCGACCUCGAGCUUCUUUACGUUCGAGGAACCGCCGUUGCCUAAGGUCGACAUGGCAUCUGCCGAAAACCUUUCGGUUACGUCCACGGAGAAGUACCCGGCAACUGUGGACCUACCGGAACCCGAGCAGGAACCGGACUGCACAGUGCCGGACUACCCACAGCAGGAGGCGGUGGAGAGCCGGCGCGGGAAGAUAGUGUUCGCCGAACACAACGAGCCGGGCACCUCGGCGUUCGACGUCGAGUUGGAUGACGGAGCGGUGGUGCGUCUCCGCGGCAGGCGUGAUGAGGAGAUCCACAUCAUCGACGUGAGCGCGGACAGCCAGGUGGACAAGUCGCGGGUGCUCAUCAAGGGUCUGACCGAGGAGCAGAGCUACAGCCCGGCCAGCGACACGAGCGACUUCAACACCUCCCAGACGCACCGGAGGAAGCACCAGAUCACCUACCUGGCGCAACAGGCCAAGGCACGCGAGCAAGAGCUGAAGAACAUGUGGGCCCAGAACCGCAUGACCAAGCGGCAGACCCAAGCCAAGUACGGCUUCUAAGCCUGCCUUCGAGUCAACGAGUCAGAACGAGCGAGACUUUGGAACUCGUUUAUAUGGUAGCCAUGCUCGGAAAUACAAACCCUCAUGUAUGUACAAAAA
This is a messenger RNA of Ixodes scapularis (black-legged tick), 1444 nucleotides long. Its product is annotated as proline-rich protein PRCC. The record is from RefSeq and is a predicted model, not a curated record. The transcript is spliced from 6 exons. Gene Ontology annotation, cellular component: nucleus. NCBI's taxonomy places the organism in Eukaryota, Metazoa, Arthropoda, Arachnida, Ixodida, Ixodidae. The coding region runs from base 263 to 1345 and encodes 360 amino acids.